Messenger RNA from Helobdella robusta, 165 nucleotides. RefSeq lists its product as hypothetical. Lineage: Eukaryota; Metazoa; Annelida; Clitellata; Rhynchobdellida; Glossiphoniidae. The annotation marks the transcript as partial. The record is from RefSeq and is a predicted model, not a curated record. Gene Ontology annotation, cellular component: endomembrane system. The transcript has a single exon. Gene Ontology annotation, molecular function: ubiquitin protein ligase activity.
GUCAGAGACAAGUUUAUGAACGAGGUAUGUUGCAUAUGCAACGAAGAAUUUGUGCAAAGUUCCUUCGUCUACGAAAUGAGUUGCAGACACGCAUUCCAUUUCAAAUGUUUGGACACUUGGCUAGAAAACAAAACAAUUUGUCCGUACUGCCAUAAAGCUGUUGUA